AAAUUGGGGAAUCUGAGCUGGAAUGAAGUCACUGUGAAAAGUACAGGUAAGACGCUAGUCCCGAAGGGGUACCUCUAGGCUUGGCAUAAAGUGAGGUCAUAGCAACUUGCAUCGAUGGGUUCAGAUCCCGACGCUUUGUAUGACAGUUUGAUUCUGAAGCUGAGCGGACAUUGCAAACUGCGAGACUCCUACAAGACUUUCUUCCAAACCAAUCUGUAGCACUCGCGAUCUCCCAGUCAUAAAAUCAUUACCACACCAGACAUACCAUCAGAGUUGCCGCAAUGCAGCCAAUUCUACGUCUGGCCUCCAGAGCUCCACGAGCUUCACGCCAUGUCCCUCUUCUCUCUUCUUCCACCCAGCCGAGAAGACUCGCACAUCAGUCUUAUGGCAAUGAGCAAUCAGGCAUGCAGCAGGGACAGGACCAGCCGAACCCUAAGGCCAAUCUCGAGCAUCCUGGUCCAGAAGCUCCAGCCAAAAAGGGCACUGCGUCAUCCUCGAACUCUUCCCAGACACAAUCAUCAGGCAGUUCUGAAACCACAAGCAAGGGCGGAAGCCCAGCUAUUCAUCGCCCCGAUUCAGCAGCCGAGAAAGAUGACCCUGAAGUGAGGAAGCACAAUGAGGAGAUGGAGCAGAGACACGAGAGAUCGGUCAAUCAGCUCAGUGAGGAAGAUAACAAGGUCGAUAAAUCCUUCUGGAGUGGCGACGUAGGGCCAAAGAACGCGGGCAAGAAAACGGAUCAGAAUAGUGCUGGCGGGCAGUAGUCGACCAGAUAUAAGCUGGGUCGGGUUGUGUGCGGUCUUCUUGGUUGUCCCACCACUUUGCUCCGCGCAAACCCAAUUGGGGCGCUGGCGUUGAUUCAUGGUCGAUUGACUAUACCAUCGUGCAAAUGACAUCGAAAUCGAGUCAAGCUCGACAAAUUCGAAUGUGUACCGCGUUGAUUUUCCUG
Exophiala xenobiotica is the source of this 946-nucleotide messenger RNA. RefSeq lists its product as uncharacterized. The coding region runs from base 282 to 761 and encodes 159 amino acids. The record is from RefSeq and is a predicted model, not a curated record. Lineage: Eukaryota; Fungi; Ascomycota; Eurotiomycetes; Chaetothyriales; Herpotrichiellaceae. The transcript is spliced from 2 exons.